AAGCUCUCAGCUGAGAGGCAGACAGCACAUUAAGAAAACACUUCCAGAGAGGCCAAGGGGCUCUUGAUCUGCACACAGCAACACUCCUCUGAAGCUUAGAAGAAAUACCCAGAUCAUCAUGGCUGAGAGACGUAUUCCUUUCACCUUGCUCCGCACUCCGAGCUGGGACCCAUUUCGUGACUGGCACCAGAGCAGCCGUAUCUUUGACCAGACCUUCGGCAUGCCCGCCCUGCCCGAGGACAUCGCCGCAUUCCCCAGCACCCACUGGCCAGGGUACCUGAGGCCAUCCAUCCUGGCCCCAGAACUAAUGACACCGCAUGCCCCUUUGAUGUAUCCAACCCACAUGAUGGCUCAGCAGGCUCAGGCUCGGGCCCUGUCCCGCCAGCUGAGCAGCGGCAUUUCUGAGAUCAAGCAGACCCAAGACAGCUGGAAAGUAUCGCUGGAUGUGAACCACUUCUCACCUGAGGAGCUGAUGGUGAAGACGAAAGAUGGCGUGGUGGAAAUCUCGGGUAAGCACGAGGAGAGGAAAGAUGAGCAUGGUUUUGUGUCCAGAAGUUUCACCAGGAAGUACACCCUCCCCCCUUCAGCUGAUGUUGAGAAGGUGAACUCUGCCCUUUCUCCUGAAGGCGUGCUGACCGUGGAGGCUCCUUUGAUCAAACCAGCCAUCGAGCACUCAGAAACCACAAUACCUGUCAAUGUCGAAAGCAAAAGCGGUGUGGUGAAGAAGUAGGAAGAAAAUGGGCACCAUUUCCUUCCAACCUGUUGUCCUCCACACAUACACAUUCAAAUAGAUGUGUGUGUGGGGAGGAGGAAAAGGACGGGGGAUAUUCCGCUUGUAGUGAGGAAAGGAAUCAGCUUUCCGCUCUUCAUAAAACGAGCUUGUUCACAUGCCAUGCAGAGCGAAGGAUUGCCCUAGCUCUUCCCUCUCAACUCCAUCUCUGGUAAUGAGCCUACCCCAGCUGAGCACACUGUGUAAACACAUCUGCACCAGUGCCAUGUGCGUGCUCUUUCUGCUGUAAUUACACUCUUCAUCUGAAUACGCAGCUUCUUAUUUCUUUUUCUUCCUGACUGACACACACACACACAGGGCUUUAUGCUGCCUCUUCAAACAUCAAAACAGAAUAUAAUAGCAGCAAAUGUGACAACUAUUGGAGGCUUCCCAGGACAUCCCAGGACAGUAUCCACAUACACACCAAAGCUCUGAGUAAAGAAAGAGGACUGUUUGUGAUUUUGCUGUUGUGUGGACUGAAACAGACUGAUUUAAGCCAUGCAAACAGGAAAUAAAGAACACACAACAUACAGAGUCCCUGCUGUUCAUUUGUGUUUGAUAGAGUUUUUGUUGCUGUUGUGAUACCUGAUGCCAAACUAUUCAUCCCAUGGUCACCAGUCCCCAGGAAUGCAAGCAGCUCUUCACAAAGGACUGUAACGAUUCUAUAUUUAACAACAGCACCCCCAUGUGACUGUCUGAUCCCUCCACACAGUAACACAGUGGGCCAGGUUUCAUUAAAAUUGUAACAUAUUUUAGGUGAAUAAAACAUUACUUCAACUUUUUUUUUACAGUACCCCCAUUAGGUCAGUCACUGAAAGAUUUAAAGUGAUAAGGACUUAGUAUAUUAUUCAUAAUCUGCAAACCGUGACCGUAUAUAAAAUUCUUUUCUUUUUUUUUUAAUGAAUCACAGUCACGUGAACUUCAGCAGAUACCACCCAUAUGUGUGGAGUCAGAGUAAAAGUGAUGUUGCUGCGACCUAGGUGUUAUAUGUACAGAGAAACGUAGCCAUCUUUUCAGCUGUGCAUCUGCACUGAAAUGUGUCAUAAUUCCCAAAUUGCAUAAUUCCAUCAUACAAAACGUCUCUAAUGAAUUAUUCAUUGCCAAAUGGAUAUAUAAUUCAUGGAGAUUUGCUCUAUUCUGUUGACUGAACAAGGUCAUUUAUAACCAUUGCACCAGGCUUGUAUCCUACAGUGAAAUGAAAAUUUACCGAGCCUGCUGAAGUCAAAAAGGCAGUCAGUAUAAUUUAUUAAUCUAUAGCGGUGGCCGUCAAAGUGCUAAUAUGCAAAUUGUUUCAAGAAGGACUGGUUGUGUUGUUGUUGUUUUGGAUGUCUUAUCAUCUGGCACCAUCAUGAGGUCAAACUUUCAGUUGGGGCCAAAAUGUACCUUUUUUUUAAACUGUACAGAUCAAACCAAUCAAACUCAUUACAUCCUCAACAACCUGA
Molecule: messenger RNA, 2211 nt
Organism: Oreochromis aureus
Lineage: Eukaryota; Metazoa; Chordata; Actinopteri; Cichliformes; Cichlidae
Gene: hspb1
Product: heat shock protein, alpha-crystallin-related, 1
Exons: 3
Coding region: 119-730 (203 amino acids)
Biological process (GO): response to heat; protein refolding
Molecular function (GO): protein folding chaperone
Source: RefSeq, a predicted model, not a curated record